This is a messenger RNA of Periophthalmus magnuspinnatus, 3272 nucleotides long. Its product is annotated as acid-sensing ion channel 1-like. Gene Ontology annotation, cellular component: membrane. Gene Ontology annotation, biological process: sodium ion transmembrane transport. The record is from RefSeq and is a predicted model, not a curated record. Lineage: Eukaryota; Metazoa; Chordata; Actinopteri; Gobiiformes; Gobiidae. The transcript has 10 exons. The coding region runs from base 376 to 1866 and encodes 496 amino acids.
ACACAUGGGAGAGAGGAGCGUGCCAGUGUAGCUGUAGCGGAGUAUCCACGCGCAGACACAGGAGAUGACCGCACGUUUCUGUACUGACGUGAACGCAGCGCGCGGACACUGGUCUAAAUGGGGGGGACUUGUCUUCGUUAAAAUGCUCCCUCCUCGUGCUUGAGUUGACCGGGGGGCCGCGCUCGUGACGUUUGGACUGUGCGCGUGAUGGAUGGCUGCCAGAAGUUGCCUGUGGUUUUCUGCACGUUCACACCUGGUCGCGUGGAGAAUGGAAGCGCGUGCCACAGGUGAAUGAUGCACUUCACGCGCCUCCCAAAGCUAACUGCUGUCUCUCAGUGACUCUAGCGGGUAUCGAGCCGUCAAACCCAGACAAAGAUGGACCUCAAAGUGGAGCCAGAGGAGAUGGACUCGAACCAGCCUCCGUCGUUGGAAGUUUUCGCUAACAGCUCCACUUUACACGGGAUAUCGCACAUCUUCACGUACGAGCGCUUCUGUGUCAAACGCUGCUUGUGGCUGCUGUUUUUCCUCGGCUCUUUGACGUUCUUGCUGUACGUGUGCGUGGACAGGAUUCACUUCUACCUGGAGUACCCGCAUGUGACCAAACUGGACGAAAUCAUGACCCCGACGAUGACGUUUCCCGCCGUGACUUUCUGUAACCUGAACGCCUUCCGCUUCAGCCGCGUGACCCGCAACGACCUGUACCACGCGGGCGAGCUGCUGGCGCUACUCAACCAGAGGUAUGAGAUCCGGGACGUGCACCUCGUGGAGGAGAGCGUGCUGGAGAGUCUGAAGACCAAAGCGGACUUCCAUAACUUUAAGCCACGGCCCUUUAACAUGAGGGAGUUCUAUGACCGCACAGGACACGACAUCAAUGACAUGCUGCUGGGGUGUCACUUCCACGGGACAGAGUGCAGACCCGAGGACUUCAAAGUGGUGUUUACGCGCUAUGGGAAGUGCUACACCUUUAACGCGGGCGGAGAUGGACAGCCUGCCCUCUACACCACAAAGGGAGGCAUGGGCAACGGUCUGGAGCUCAUGCUGGACAUUCAACAGGACGAGUACCUGCCCGUGUGGGGGGAGACUGAUGAGACGUCCUUCGAGGCCGGAGUCAAAGUUCAAAUCCACAGUCAGGAAGAGCCCUCCUUCAUCGACCAGCUCGGGUUUGGAGUGGCCCCUGGAUUUCAAACGUUUGUGUCCUGCCAAGAACAAAGGCUCAUAUAUCUGCCCCCACCCUGGGGUGACUGUAAAGUGACACCCAUGGACUCGGACUUCUUCGACACCUACAGCAUCACGGCGUGUCGCAUCGACUGUGAGACGCGCUACCUGGUGGACAACUGCAACUGUCGAAUGGUGCACAUGCCAGGAGACGCUCCAUACUGCACUCCAGAGCUGUACAAAGAAUGUGCUGAUCCUGCCCUCGACUUCUUGGUGGAGCGGGACAAUGACUUCUGUGUGUGUGAGACUCCCUGUAACAUGACCAGAUACAACAAAGAGCUGUCGUUUGUCAAGAUUCCCAGUAAAGCCUCAGCCAAGUACCUGGCCAAGAAAUACAACCGCACAGAGCAGUACAUCAAGGAUAAUAUACUUGUUCUGGACAUCUUCUUUGAGGCUCUGAACUAUGAAACAAUAGAGCAGAAAAAGGCCUAUGAAGUGGCUGGACUUUUGGGUGACAUUGGAGGUCAGAUGGGGCUCUUCAUUGGGGCCAGUAUACUCACCAUUCUAGAGCUGUUUGAUUAUCUCUAUGAGGUCCUGAAGUACAAACUGUGUCAAUGCUCUGAUAAGAAACACAAGCACAGCUCCAGCAGUGACCAGGGCACGGUGCUUAGUUUGGACGACGUCAAGUGUCAUGUAACCAACUUCCACUAAGCUGCGCCCCUCUAGGCUCCGCCCCCUGUCUGUAUCUGUGUCCCGAGAGCAGCUGUUAAUGACUCUGAACUUUAUAACAGUAAAAAGGAGGAAAACACUGUGAUAUGGAUUGUCUCUGGUUCUGCUUGGGGGCCUACGGCAAGAAGAACAGGCUGAAUGCAUGUGGUCUCCAUCAACCAAUCAACAUGCAGGAUUGUUUAAAGAGAGGGUAUGAUGUUUAACCAAAUGUACGAGCUGCUUGAUCAACAGUGUAUAAUCAGACAUGCCAAGUUUGAUUUUCCUAUACAUGUAUGCAUUUUACCAUUACGUUAGCAUGCCAUGGUUUCAUAUUAAAUACAAUUGUUUACUUCCAUGGUUACUGGCAUUUCAAACUUGUUUUAUUCAUGCCUAUAAUUUAAAAGUUUAAAAAAUUCCUUUUCUUAAGAUGUACUACCUCAUUCUGACACAUCCAUCAUCUUAACUGGUAUUAGUCUAAAAAUAAUCCAAACAUAUGAAGACAUCUCAUUGUGAACAAACAGGAUUGAGGUGGAUGCUCUUCUACCUUCUUGUCUCCAUGGAGAUGUUAUUGCUUUGCCUGGAAGUGUAGUAUUGAACUCCAUUUUGUGUUUUCAAUUUAAAUUCAAAAUACAUUGUAAAGAAUUCUUAGUAUAAACUAGCUUGUCUCUCCACAGAUCUGACCUGUAACUUGGCCUGGUGGCACCAACUGCUUAUCCCAGUGGAGUUGGAUAGGUUUAAUGCCAUGCUGCGAAAAAUUCUAGGCAAUAACAUGCAAUAACAUCUCCAUGGAGACAAUCAAGUAGGAGAUCCUGCACCUUAAAUGUUACAUACAGGGAGUUUAACCUGUACCUAUGUUCAUUUGUCCAGUGCAUUUGUGUGACCUCCAGAUCUUGAGGCUCAUGGUGAGGAGUAUCUAGGUGGAGAUGGAUGUCAACUCUAAAUUUAACCUUGACCCAUUGACCUGUCAUUUAGAAAGAAGAUAUAUUUGAGAAAAGACUUUGUUGUUAUUGCUUAUCUCAUUUCCAUUUUGCGUUCUGCAGUCAAGCACAAGCAUCACCAACUGUAAUUAACUGUAAAUGUGUAAAAUAUACUAUGAAAGGUUACUAUAUUUGCCUGGUAUGUCUAAUGUUGUACUAUUGUGUUAAAGAUGGUUUUGAGUAGAUUUCUUUACAUAUGUGUGAAGUAACAGCUAAUCUAUCAAAAUAGGCUCCUCAUUUUUAUUUUAGGUCAAGUAAAAUCCAGUGCUUCUGAAUAGUCUGUUUUAUAACUGAAUAGCAUCAGUGUGGUCAUUUUUUUACUGCAUGAGUUCCUCCGAAACCAAUGCAAACGAGUACGACAGAUUCUGUGGUGUAUGGACAUGUCUAAUUACAACAAUGGUUUGAAUAAAAACUUUACAUUCUGUUUUAGCC